This is a messenger RNA of Aspergillus steynii IBT 23096, 1899 nucleotides long. RefSeq lists its product as uncharacterized. The transcript is spliced from 4 exons. Bases 1 to 1899 code for a protein of 632 amino acids. The record is from RefSeq and is a predicted model, not a curated record. NCBI's taxonomy places the organism in Eukaryota, Fungi, Ascomycota, Eurotiomycetes, Eurotiales, Aspergillaceae.
AUGGGUCGACUGAAUUACUCUGCGAGAAGGAUCUUCGGGGUCAAGGCCGGCCAGGUCAUCUCCAAGGACCUUAAAAAGCGAAUCCCUCCGGCUCUGAACUCCAAGGCCGCAGGUCGAGAUCCAACUUUGGAAAUCGACGUCUCCAACAAACGGCUUACAGAUGAGGGGUUUAGCCUGUGGAUCGAUGAUCUUAUUGAGUGCAUCAAGUACCGUGACGAUGACCACGUAGCGGGGUUGGCCAGGGUCGUCGAGCUCCAUGUCCGGGGCAACGAGCUCACCGUGCAUUCCCUGGCGAAGCUAGGUGAAGUGGUGGCUCUCUGCAAGGGAGAUCUCCAUGAGCUUGAUGUCUCGAAUAACAAUAUCGAGGUCAAGACCCCUACGGAGAAGCAGAUCUGGUUCGAGUUUCUCUCGUCGUUCAAGGACUGCUACAUGCUCAGGAAGCUCGAUCUGGGAGCCAAUCCGCUGGGUCAUGCCGGGGUGGAAAUCCUGGCCCGCGUCUAUAUCAAGAGUGAUCUAGACUUUCUAGAGGAUGAUGCAGAGGAUAUCAUUGACAAUGCUGCGGAGGAGAUCGAAGUUCUAGCGAAGAACAUGGCGGCGCUGAAGGUCAAGCCGGGGAAGGAGAAUGAAUCUCCCAAGGGUUCUGGCCAGAAGAAGUCGCCUAAUAAGGGCAAGAGUGCCAAAGCGACUGGACCGUCCCAGGUUCCCUUGCCUAAGGAAAAGAUUCACGCCAAGCUCAAGCACUUCGCAUGCACCAGAGGCCUUCGGUCCAUUCCGUAUUUGAUCGUCUGCGAAACCUUCCUGACCGCAGGCAGCACCGUCCACCUCUCCAGCAUGCUGGAGAUCCAACGCACCCCCGAUCAGCUUCUCGAAUUCCUCCCUACCACUGCCAAAACACUGGCUCUCCCCGAGGAGGCGAAAGAGUGCAAGGGGAUAAUCUGGUUGCCUAAUUAUGACCUGGGCGAUAUCGCAUACCAGCUUCUUUAUCUCUCCGAGAGCAUCCACGAUCUGAAGGACAUGUCUGAUCCAGAAGAGGCCGAUGACGAAGCCGAUGAUGAAGACGAUACCCAAAGCAGCUCCGAUCAGCCCGCAGCGCGGAAGAUGGGCACCCUCGAAAUGCGAAAGAUGCAGAGCAAGAGAGGCGUUGAUCUCAGCCGUCUGAACAAGAGGGUGCGCAUGGAGGCCUUGAAGAAAGAAGGCGUGCAUAGCUUCGAUAUCUGGAUCACCGCUUUGCGGAUGAUGCUCGUCUCGCGGGCUCUCUUGCUUGAAGAUAUGGAUCGCCCGUGCGACACCCCAGUCGAGGAGGAAGUUGACACGCAGGUCGAGCAUGAGGAGCCUGAAAAGCCCGCACCCGAGCCUCCCAAGAGAGUCAUCCACGAUCUGUCCGAGGAUGCACGCGUCGAACAAUUGCGCAACCUCCCACAUCCACCCCAGGAUGUGUCCCGCAUCAACCCUGGCCCCUUCUUUCCUGGGACCGAAGAGUUCUUCGCAAACUUCCCUGCGCUGCGCCCCGUGCCCAUCAUUCAAAUUGACACCGCCGAGGACGGAAGCAACAGCGAGGCCACCAACGACUCGGAGACCGCGGCAAACAAGGACGGCUUCUCGUCGACAGGAGGCCCGGGCCACCGCUCAGGCAAGCCCAAUGCUCGCUUUAUCGCCGCCCGCGAGCCUGAAAAGACCCAGUGGCGGUAUGGUCUGCCUCUGGCCCUUUGGCGCCGAAUUAUCGCAGAUGCAGUCGGAGCGAACCAGGUGCUAGACGAGGAACAACAGGAACGAAUCAUGCGCUAUGCAUCGGACUGGAAGGCUUUGGGUUAUGAGAUGACCAUCACCGGCGCUGAGGAUCACCAGCAGAUCUGGAAAUUCCUAGAGACCGUCCACUGCUUCACCUACAGCUGUCUGUGA